Polyodon spathula (Mississippi paddlefish) is the source of this 948-nucleotide messenger RNA. Its product is annotated as CD276 antigen-like. The record is from RefSeq and is a predicted model, not a curated record. Bases 34 to 948 code for a protein of 304 amino acids. NCBI's taxonomy places the organism in Eukaryota, Metazoa, Chordata, Actinopteri, Acipenseriformes, Polyodontidae. The transcript is spliced from 4 exons.
CACAAUGAUCACGUUGCAGGUGCGCUGUGAUCGAUGGGCUUGCUCUGUCUCCAGUCUAUCAACAGGCUGCUGUUCAUACACGUUUGGCUGCAAGUCUGUGAUGCAGUUACAGUGCCCCCGUCUCCAGUGACGUCACCUCCAUGCAGUGAUGUCAUUCUCAGCUGCUCUUUCUCCUAUAAAGAGGGGGCUGAUCUCAGAGGAUUGGUGGUUACCUGGCAACGCCCUCCUGCCGAUCAUGUGGUCCACAGUUUCUAUUAUGGUCGAGACCAGCUGGAUCUGCAGAAUGAAGCCUACAGGAAUCGGACCCAGCUGUUCCCAGAGCAGCUCAGUGUGGGGAACGCCUCCCUCAGACUGAAACAGGUGCGGGGGGAGGAUGAGGGCCUGUACACCUGCGCUGUCGCCAACCAAGUGGAGAGCACCAGGGGAGACGUGCAGCUCCUAGUGGCAGGUCAGUGUCAUCGGGGAGACGUGCAGCUCCUAGUGGCAGCUGAAUUCGUCGAGCCUCAGCUGGUCGUUACUGACAGUCCGGACAGCCCCGACCAGGCUCUCCUGAGCUGCAUCUCGAGAGGAUACCCCAGCGCUUCAGUGCAGUGGCUCAAUGAGACCGGCUGUGACAUCACAGAGAGCAGCAAGACUAGCCAAUCGCUGGACAGGGAUGGGCUGGUGGAAAUCUCAAGUCACAUUCUAGUGUCCAGGGAUGCUAAUUAUACCUGUGUUCUUACCCACAGCCGACUGAAACAAACAGUCAAGAAGACGAUCACUUUAACAAAGAAGGGUUAUCCGGAAAGACAUCGCAUUGUCUUGUGGGUCGUCUUCACAGUGAUAGCAACGAUGAUCAUUGUAAUCUACCUGCUUUUCAAGCACCGCCGUGCUACCGGCACACCAGCAGGUAGUGGAGAACAUGCCCUGUUCGGUAGAAUGGCUUCCAGGAGUCCAUCACACGUGUAG